UGUCUUUUCUAGGGCUGUCCCUUUAUUUGAAUAUACAGUAGUUAAGCGGGGCUGGCGUAUGGUUGCGUCGCAUGUUUUUCUCUUUUCUGAGAGAAGCACCAGCGUGACGUGGGUUUUUUUAUUCGGCGGAAAUACUCAUGACCUAUGUCUCUUUAACAUUUGAAUGAUAUCAUCCAGCUAGGAAGGCGUCUUCUCCGCCGCAUGCAGAAACAGAGCAGUGGAGAGGAACUGCUCGCAACCAGAAAUAUGGACUUGCACAUAUUGGACCACAGGCUGAGGGUCACCAGUAUAUCCAAGAAUGGUCUGGUGAAUUUCACACACCCACUGAUAAAGCUGAUAUUUCUCCGGAACAGGACACGAUGCAAGUUCUUUAGUCUGACUGAGACUCCAGAGAACUACACAGUUGUCCUUGACGAGGAAGGAUUCAAAGAGCUGCGGCCCUCUGAGCACCUCCAGGUAGAGAGCGCCAUCUGGCUGCCACUCAACGUGGUCUCUAAUGGCAGUGCCUCCAGCAGCUCUCAGGCUGUUGGCGUGACUAAGAUUGCCAAGUCGGUCAUUGCACCCCUUGCCCAGCAGCAUGUCUCUGUUUUCAUGCUCUCCACUUAUCAGACUGACUUCAUCCUGGUGAAAGAGAAAGACCUGUCUGUGGUCGUCAGCACACUAGAGGAGGAGUUCAAUAUCUAUAAGGAGGAGGGAGGAGAGUCUGUUCCUGUGCAUUGUCAGGAUGUUUCCAACGGCCUCCACAAGAACGGCAGAGAAGCCAUUCAGCCUACAGUUCACCCGGUUCUGAUCCCAAAGAACCAGUUUUGUGUCAUGUCCCUGGAUCCCGAUACACUGCCGUCCAUUGCCACUACACUCAUCGAUGUUCUCUUUUAUUCCAGCAGUCCUAAAGAGGACCCCCAGCCAAGUCCAAGCCAGGAUUGUGUUAAAUUCUUCUCCUUCUCCCUCAUCGAUGGAUACAUCUCACUGGUGAUGGACACUGAGGCUCAGAGACAGUUUCCGGCCGAUCUUCUCUUUACCAGCUCUUCCGGGGAGCUGUGGAGAAUGGUUCGCAUAGGAGGACAACCGCUGGGUUUCGAUGAAUGUGGUAUAGUUGCCCAGAUAUCGCAGCCUCUCGCCGACAGUGACAUCUCUGCCUAUUAUAUAAGCACCUUCAGCUUUGACCAUGCUCUGGUCCCUGAAGAGGACAUAGUCAGUGUGACAGACAUGCUUCAGCACCAGAGGAACGAACCAGCCACCAGCUGAUUUCUGAAGGACUGAUAGUUCUUGAUGAUCUUGGCUCUUUAUGUCCUCUUGCUCCAGUUCUAACAGCUAGAGGUGUCAGGCCAGCAAAGAAGGAGACUAACUCUGUGCCUAGAUUAAGACUGCAUUGCUAGCAGUAUUAACUACUACAAAUUUGCCAUGAACACCGCAAGCGCUUUUCUGUGGUGCGUGCACACAGUUUGUAUGCGAGGCCUCCUGUUAUACCUGUCGAGGCAGGAUGCACAGGAUGAGCCUUAGGGGGUCCUCAAGCUGACAAAUGCGCAUCACAGUACACAAACACUUGAAAACGGACACAACCACACUUUAGCAUUCAGUUUCACAAGCUGAAAGUUGGGCUUGAGCGUGUAUAAUAGACAUGUAUGGUCAGAAGAUGAAUUGUUUUGCAGCAUAGACCAGAAUACACUCAACACACAUCUUAGUCUUCCAGUGUGGUGUUAUAUUAUAAUAUCGUGUCAAAGCAACAGUUAUUUUGUUUGUGAGGGAUUUUUUUUUUCUUCUUUCAUUUAAAGACCAUUUGCAAGUAUUGCUGUUUUCAUUUGUGUUCAACUGGAAGUGUGUAGCUUGAAACGCAACGCGGUGACAAUUAUCAUGCAAAAAAAUUUUGGUUUUGACAACAGAGCUCACUUGUUCUGGUUUGAGAAGAAAUAUGUUGAUUCUUGUGUCAAAACUACCACAAUCUCUGUAGGGGGCGACCAUUUCUCCUUUUUUAAAUAAAUAAAUAAAUAAUGGGUCAGCAUUUCUUAACCUGAGGUCAAUAACACUAUGUCUUAUUUUGUUUGUUUGUUUGUUUGUUUGUUUUUCUUGCACAAUAAACUUUGUAUGUAGCUAAUAUCACUUAGAUUGUUUUUCGGUGGUACAAAUGCAUUUUAUACAAUUUUGAAGUAAAAUUCUUUUUGUGCUGCUUCAGUUAAUAAAAGUUCUUCAAAAUAAGUUCCAUGUUGGCUUUGGUGUAAGUCAUUCCAACAAGUACUGACAACAAAUGUUGCUGUCAUUUGUCCUACAUGAUGCAACUGGGCCUGUAUUAAGUAGCUUUGAUAAUAGUUAUUUAUGGGAGGGGGGUUUCUUUUUGAAGAAACAGUUGAGACAGCUGAGAGGCGAAAUGUGGUGUUCUUUUGGUUUUCAUUUUAAGAGUAUUAACAAACCUAAACCAACACACUAAAAAGUUCUUCCCAGCUGGAGGUGCAGUAGGGCUCAGAUCAGUGAUAUUCCUGUUGUGGCUGUAACAGGAGCAAUUACUUAUUAAGCACAUUUGUUGAAGAUUUUCUUAAGUUCAACCCAAAUCAACAUUGAACAGGCUAUUGGGCAAAAAUCCUGACUGUUUACCUGCAGGAAUUUGGUGUUUAAAUGCUCAUCGCUGAGUUUAAAUUCCAAAGAUGAAACCAAAGCAUAGCUUGUGUGUAUUUGAAUAAACAAUAAUAUUUAUUAAACUGAUUGUUGUCCAAAGGUGACAUUUAAAAGACAAAGUGGAGGUCCCAGAAUGGAUCCUUAAGAAAUAAAAGAAGGCUGAUCUGUAGAUCUCCUAGCAAAAGGGUACAAAAAAAAAGAGAGAGAGAGAGAGUCUGUUGCAGGUUUGCUCUGAUCAUUUUUGUUAAUCACUGACUGAACUAUACACCUGCUUUACUGUUUUUGUAAGAAAAGUUGAAGAAAAUGCGACAAAAGAAACAACAAUUUUGCUUAAGACAGCUUUUGAGCUUCUUCUCCACCUCUUCUUUAAGGUUUUUCUUUUUCUCUGUAAGAGAUUUUAUUAAGCAACACCAGCAGCAACAUAGCCGCAAACACAGCACCAUGCUUUUCUGCGAAAGCAGGCUAAGUCUAUUCUUGUCUGACAGAUUGGCGUCUGCGUGACGUCUUAAAGCUUCAGUCAUAAAGGGAAAUUUGUGGUUGGAAGUUACAUAAAACCAUGAUGGGCAGGUAAUAUCGGAAAAACAUAAAAGACAAAUACGAUUUUCUUUUUACUUGACAUAUACUGGAUGCAGUUAAUGUCCUUAAUAAGACAUAAAUUUAAAAAAAAAUUUUAAUCAAACCUAUUUACACAAUAUUUCCCUACCUUUCUGACUUGUGUCCCCUUUAAACAGAAGUGGGUACUAAUGAGUCUUUGUCAAAGUUUUAAUAUAUUAUUUUAAUUAAAUGGGAUUUUCUUUUUCCUGUGUUAACUUUCAAAUGGUUUAUUGUUGAGCGUUAUCCGUGUUAUCCAACUUCUGUUUAAAAACCUGGCCUAUAUAAUGCAAGCCACAUCGCAUGCAGAUGGAAUGUUUUUCAUGCUCUGAUAUAUUUUGAGGAUUUUAGUUAUCUGAGGUCUAUCUGACCAUGGUCACACCUCUUAUGAAAUCAUAUGAUCCAAUAAUAUGUAAUAAUGUGAGUGAUGUUAAAAAAAAAUUUGUCAUGGAAUUUCUUUGUAUGAGGUGAAUGUGGGUGUACCUAAAAGGCAAUUUAAGCCGGCCUACCAAAGCAAAGUUGCAUGUUGCUGUUUUGUAUGGUUUAUCACGGACCACUGAGGAUAAGAGUUAGUACUGCUACUAUGGGUUCUAAACUCAAUAGAUCUCUCUUGCACUAUGCAAUCCUCUUGAUCUUCCUGGAAGUUCAGUGGAGUCCUGUGUUUUCUGCUCCGAUUUGUCCAUCUAAUAACUCCUGUGAUCAUUUGAAGAGAACCAGUGACCUUGCCAAGUUGUUCAAAUUCGAAGCAACUGAGCUACUGAAUUUAUCU
Molecule: messenger RNA, 3967 nt
Organism: Haplochromis burtoni (Burton's mouthbrooder)
Lineage: Eukaryota; Metazoa; Chordata; Actinopteri; Cichliformes; Cichlidae
Gene: castor1
Product: cytosolic arginine sensor for mTORC1 subunit 1
Exons: 10
Coding region: 202-1245 (347 amino acids)
Biological process (GO): negative regulation of TORC1 signaling; cellular response to L-arginine
Cellular component (GO): cytosol
Molecular function (GO): arginine binding
Source: RefSeq, a predicted model, not a curated record